Somion occarium is the source of this 2163-nucleotide messenger RNA. Lineage: Eukaryota; Fungi; Basidiomycota; Agaricomycetes; Polyporales; Cerrenaceae. The record is from the annotation of a GenBank genome assembly.
UCGAUCAUAGUUGGCGAAGAAAUUGCACAAAGCUUAAUGGGGGAUCGCCCAGGACUCGUUCAACGUCUCCAAGAGUUCUAGGAAUGCCGGCAUUGACGAUGAAGGAUUAUAUGAUUCUCCAUACUUUUCCUCCCUUGAUGCAGACAGAUCUUGUUGAAUGAGAGGCAGGUCCCCUAGGUCUUUCGUUCGUCGUCACUCUCAUUUGAAGGGCGUGGCUAUGGGCUGGUCUCUUGCGCACAGUUUACGAACACUAAGAACAUUGAGGAAUCUUCCUGCAGGUCCCGAUACUGGUGUGAGUGCACUAGCUGGAGCUCAUGGUCAAUGAACUCGAUGUUACCUCUUUCUCUCCGCGCCGGCCGCGGCUUUUCCUGAUUCGUGAGGGAAUCUAUGUAUACUUCAUUCUUCUAAUCACCUUUCCCUUCCAGUCCCGGUAGCAUUAUUUCUUCUUCGCCUCAACGACUAAUCCCGGUGAACGGUAAUUACGUCGUUCUGUAUUUAUGGAACCACCGACAUGUCAAAUGGUUGGUAUCAGUUAGCGCUAGCAUCUAUAUGCCCGGACAUCCCUGGCUUUGUUCGUCCUCGCAUGGGCCUUCAAUCGAUUACGCAAACUAGGCUCAAGACAGCAGGGUAUCCCUCCCGGACCCCCUACUCUACCACUCUUUGGGAACCUUCUCACCUUUCCGAAGACAUGUUCACUGAGUGGGCGAAGACAUAUGGCGAUAUUUAUUCGCUUAAAAUGGCUUCUGGUACUGCAGUUGUCAUUUCGAGUCCCAAACUUCUCCGAGAAUGUAUGGAUGUGAAUGGCGGAAUAACCUCUGAUCGCCCCGAUAUCCACGCAGCUAAACUUCUCUGGGACGAUAAGGAGCUUGUCCUUACUCGAUAUGGUCCGAUGUGGAAGAACAUGCGUCGCGCAGCACAUGAUAUCUUGUCGCGAGAUGCUUGCAUGAAGCAUUUGCCGAUCCAACAUGCCGAGGCUGUGAAGCUUAUGUACGAUUUCUUGGAGCGACCGAAGCAAUUCUACACCCACGUCUACCGCUAUGCCGCUUCAGUCGUCUAUUCGGUGGUCUGGGGGAUACAUUGUCCGGAGUUCAACGACAGCUUCAUCCAAGAUUAUGUUGCUACCAUCGGCAUAGCGGAUGAGAUAAUGAGACCUGGCGGCAUUCCGCCGGUCGACAUUUUCCCAGUCUUGAAGUAUAUUCCAGAGCGUUGGGCUCCAUGGAAAACACUUUGCAAACAGGCGCAUACUAUGCAACGCAAGCCCUACCUUGACUUGCUUGGAAUUUGUAUCGACCGUGUCAAACGUGGAAAGCGAACUGACUGCUUCAUAGAAUACCUUUUGGAUCAUCAAGAUCAGUACAGCUUGGAUGAUGAACUGACAGCGUACCUUGGGGGCUCUCUCAUCCAAGCAGGAUCAUACACAACUGCUGUGUAUUUGCGCUUCUUCGUGGCGUGUAUCGCAGCUUAUCCCGAUGUUCUCAGACGGGCUCAAGCAGAGAUCGACGGCGUAGUCGGGACGGAUAGGAUGCCGGGACUUGACGAUCUGGAGAACCUGCCGUACUUGAGAGCAGUCAUCAAUGAGGUUCACCGGUUCCGACCGAUCAUGCCUACUGCUGUUCCUCACGCCUCUACCGUUGACGUCCGGGUUGGUGAAUAUCUUAUUCCCAAAGGAUCCAUGAUCUUUAUGAAUACAUGGGGUAUCAAUCACAACGAAGAAUACUUCGAUAACCCAGAUUCAUUUGACCCUGAAAGAUACUUGCGCUCGCAGUUUGGCACAAAGUCCGGCAUCGAUACGACAGGAUUUCGCAACGAUUUCGUUUUCGGAGCAGGACGACGGAUUUGUCCCGGCUCGUUGCUCGCGUCUAAUUCAAUCGCCCUCAAUGCCAUGUACAUGGUCUGGGCAUUCGACUUCACUCCAACAAAAAAUCCUGAUAGCGGAGACCUGAACCCUAUUAGCUUAACACCCAUGACCGAUGGUAUCGUGUUGGUGCCGCAGCCAUUCGAAUGCGAGAUACACCCUCGAAGUACAGCCAAGGCAGAGUUAAUACGCAAAGAGUAUGCCGCUGCCAAGGACAUGUUCGACAUCUUCGAAUACCGUACUUCAGUUGAUCAUUGAUGCAAUGUUACCCUCAGUCUCAGAGAACCAUCCAUUUUGCGAUUUCGUAU